This is a messenger RNA of Brassica napus (rape), 2563 nucleotides long. RefSeq names its product cytochrome P450 724B1. The transcript has 9 exons. Lineage: Eukaryota; Viridiplantae; Streptophyta; Magnoliopsida; Brassicales; Brassicaceae. The record is from RefSeq and is a predicted model, not a curated record. Gene Ontology annotation, biological process: sterol metabolic process. Bases 971 to 2398 code for a protein of 475 amino acids. Gene Ontology annotation, molecular function: iron ion binding; monooxygenase activity; heme binding.
AUUUUAAUAUUAUUUGCAUUAAUAAAAACAUAUGAGAUAUCCGUAAGUAUUCGUAAAUACUCGCAAAUAUCUAUUUAUUUUCUGGAUAUCCGUUUUUCCGAAUAUCCAUAUUUUUCCUAAGCAAAGCAAAUCGAAAAAUUAGAUAUAUGUUGCAUACGAAGCAAAUCACAAACACCUUCAAAAAGUCUGAUAUCUGAUCUGUGCCCAGACCUAGUAUAUAGUUUACACGAUAAACUUACCUUUUAGAUAUUAAUAAAUUUUAUUAUACGGAGAAUCUCAUUAAUUACAUAACAUUAAUUUUGUUCUUCAAUAUAUUCUUUUUGUUAAGAAUGUGAAAAAAUGAACAUAUGAUACAAGUUGGUAGCUUAGAUCCCAUUCUGCUGUGAAAGCAGAUUGGUUAUAACUUCUAAGUGUGCAAAUUCUUCAAUAUAUUUCAGAUUUAGUUAUACAUUUGUUAAUUAUACUGCAAUAAUAAAAAUAUUAAAUUUGAAAUAAUCUAGAUAGGUUAGUAUCUAUUACAAUAAUCUGAUCUUCUACUAAAAUAUAUUACAUAUCUUAAAUGGUAAAUAUUAGUAAUGGCACAUGCCGAAAAUAUCUUUUUAAAUUACAUAACAUUAUAUGGAGAAUCAUUAUAUAUUUUUUUUUUUUUGAAAAAAGAAUCAUUAUAUUUUCAUUGUUUUAUUGUCACUUAUUUGAUUCCGAUUGUGUAGUCGGAGAAAUCUGAAGGUCUUAACUAUUAUACUUUUUUAGUCAUCAACUCAACACAACAAAAUAGUAACUUAAUCAACAACAAAAGUUGAAAAACAAUUAUUUUUGAUUAAUAAAAGGGAAACUUAAUUAAUUGUGUAAAUUUGAAUGGAUCUGCAAUAUAUUCUAUCUUUCUUUGUCUGUAUAGAGGCAUAAUGACCAAGAUAUAAAGUUAUAAGAGAGACACAAUUAUCAAAAGAGGAUCAGUCUAAUUAGAAAGACAAUGCUGGUGGUCUUCAUCUUUUUUGCGUUUGGAUUUGUCUUUCUCUCUAUAUUGAUUCUUCACAAAUCAGUAUCUAAGCAAAAUGAAACAACAUAUCAUCACUCAUCUCUAAGUGGUAGCAUGGGAUGGCCGUUUAUUGGAGAAACCAUUUCUUUCUUCAAGCCUCAUAGAUCAGACUCCAUAGGCACAUUCUUGCAACAACAUGUUUCACGGUAUGGAAAAGUAUUCAAGUCAAAUAUAUGUGGUGGUAAAGCCAUAGUCUCAUGUGAACAAGAACUCAACAUGUUCAUACUUCACAACGAAGGGAAGUUAUUUACAUCAGAUUAUCCAAAAGCGAUGCAUGACAUUCUUGGCGAAUAUUCCCUCUUAUUAGUCACUGGAGAAGUUCACAGGAAACUAAGAAAUGUUAUCAUUAGCUUCAUCAAUCUUACAAAGUCGAAACCUGAGUUUCUUCUCUGCGCAGAGAAUCUCUCCAUCUCGAUGCUAGCGUCAUGGAAAAAUUGCCGAGAAAUCGAAUUCCAUAACGAAGUUAAAAUGUUUACUCUUAGUGUUAUGGUUAACCAACUCUUGAGCAUCAAACCAGAAGACCCAGCAAGACGUUAUGUAUUGCAAGAUUUUUUAUCUUAUAUGAAAGGGUUUAUAUCGUUACCAGUGCCGCUUCCAGGAACGGCUUAUACAAACGCAAUUAAGGCUAGGAAGAGAUUGUCCGCGAGGGUUAUGGAGAUGAUAAAAUCCAGAGAAAAUAAAGAAGAAGAGAUGAAUAAAGCAUUACGAGAAGAAGAUUUUCUAGAUGUGCUAAUGUCAAGUGAGGAUCUAAACUAUGAAGAGAAAGUUAGCAUUGUACUAGACAUUUUGCUUGGGGGCUUUGAAACAAGUGCAACUCUUCUUUCCUUGGUUGUCUAUUUUCUUGCUAAGUCUCCAAGCCUCCUUCAAAAACUCAAGGAAGAACAUGAAGCCAUUAGAGCCAAGAAAGGAGAUGGAGAACUCUUGAACUGGAAAGAUUAUCAGAAGAUGGAAUUCACCCAAUGUGUCAUGUCUGAAGCACUGCGAUGUGGAAAUAUUGUCAAGACGGUACAUAGAAAAGCUACCCACGAUAUUAAAUUCAAAGAAUAUGUGAUUCCAAAGGGAUGGAAGGUGUUUCCUAUUUUCACAGCAGUACAUCUUGAUCCAUCUCUCCAUGAAAAUCCUUUUGAAUUCAAUCCCAUGAGAUGGACCGAUAAGGCCAAGAUGAACAGAAAAAUGACGGCGUUUGGAGGAGGAGUAAGAGUAUGUCCUGGUGGUGAACUUGGAAAACUCCAAAUUGCUUUUUUCCUUCAUCAUCUUGUCCUCUCUUAUAGGUGGCAAACAAAGUCAGAUGAAAUGCCAAUAGCGCAUCCUUACGUGGAGUUUAAGAGAGGCAUGCUUUUGGAGAUCGACCCAACAAGUUAAACCCAUGAACAUUAUAUAACUGCUUUAAUAAGGAAUCCAUCUUUUUUUUUGAUCAACCAAGGAAUCCAUCUUAGAUGUAACUUUAAUGUAACUUUCAAACAAUUAAAAAUUCCAGUGUUUCAACAACAUUGACUUAAUAAUUGUUAGAUGUUAUUGCUUCCGUCA